Molecule: messenger RNA, 3405 nt
Organism: Lethenteron reissneri (Far Eastern brook lamprey)
Lineage: Eukaryota; Metazoa; Chordata; Hyperoartia; Petromyzontiformes; Petromyzontidae
Cellular component (GO): chromosome, centromeric region
Source: RefSeq, a predicted model, not a curated record
GACGAUGCCCGCAGACUGGGCGCCUGCCGCUGCGACACGGGGGGAGCGAGGCGCCGCUGUCGAGGAGCCACCGCGCGGCGCUCGCUGCGGUCGCCUGCCGAUGACGGAGGCGGCGUGGUGCGUGACGUCAUUUAGGGACGAUCCCUUACCGUGACGUGAGGGGCUGGAACAAGGUUUACAAAUUGCAGGCAAGCACGUGAAGCGUUCGUCAGUGUCUCCCAAAUGCCGCCACAGGCUUAACGGCACCAGCGAAGUCAGUGGUCUUCGAUGAUUUUCAGUAAGAAGUAAGAUGUAAUACCUCGGGUGAUAACAGGGGGGGGGCAUUUAAAAUGACUCGUCGAUAGAAUAAUUAUUAGCGUCAGAGCGAAUUGUGCACAUUUCAAUGGGGGUCAACUCCGUUCGCGUCAAGAUAGAAUCGAUCCGGACGAUUCGCAUCAAUCUGGAUCGAAUCGUCCUGGAUCGACUCCGCGCCGUCAGUGUGAGGGAGAUGCCCGCGGAGCCACCGCCGUGACGAGGAGGCGCCGGUGAGGAGAUCGGUGAGGAGAUUGGUGAGGAGAUUGCAAGGACCGGCCACUCAGCUCUUCCUUCACCAUCUUGGCCUUCUCGCUGUCUCCAGCCGACUAAUGACAGCACUUCUUCCCAUCACAAGAUUGCAGAGCCUUGAGGGCCUCCAUGGAGCACAAACCCGACAUAAGAUGCAACAUGGACGACGAGGAGACUGCCAUCAUGAGGGGCAUGUGGAUCCCCCUCGGGUUACCAUACAUUGGCAAGAACGGAGCUCCUCGCCCCAGCAUGUGCGAGUUAAUUUUUAGAAAAAUGGUCAGCCUGGGCACCCAGACAGAGUUUGCAGACGAAGCCCAGGCCAAACCAAGAACAUGGGCUAAUGCAGUAAGCCAGACAAUGGACAUUGCCUGGGCUAGCCCGAUUGGCCUGCCUAAAGGAACGUUACGGGAAGGCCCUUUUGACCUGGAUGAAGACAUUACUCGGGCUAGCCUGUGCUACCGGGGCAGAGAAGAGAUGGACACACCUCAAGGCUGCAACGUCGCCCUGAAAAAAGGCAUUGCAGAGGCUAGCCCCAUCGGAAUGGAAGGAAGCAUUGCCCGGACUCAUCCAGAUGGCAUGGAUAAUGAACAGGGGUACAUCGAAAAUGUUAUCCUGGACAAUCUAUCUCAGGAAGAGGGGUUUGUGGCCCUCUUGAAUGAGUUUGGAGAUAUCUCUGAAGGAAUAGAGCUGCUUGACCAGCAGCAAAACUGCACGAGACAAUGUCCCCCUGUCAAGAGAGGGUUCUUGUUAGAGGCGGAGCCGGAAACAGGACUGGACAAAGAGCAGAUGACACCUGCAGAUGACAGCAGUCACCAGGCAGGAAACAUCAUCUUGAAGAUGUGGAGGAUUUCUUCCGCUGGUGGCACAGCGGUGUUCGUGGAGGGUAUCCGAACGGACAGCAACGUGAUGUGGCACAGCAGUGGUAUUGUGCAGCGUCUGUCUGCGCGCCAACUCAAGACUAAGUCUGGUGCCAUCUACAGUCUCAAGGGUCCUCCAAACUUCCAUAACCGGGAGUCUUCUGUAUUUCCAAGUGCGGUUUACAGAAAGUUUAUGAAUGGAUUUCCAGACGACUGGGACAAGGUCCUGACUCAACACUUAGCAAUUCACAAAACAGAGGCGCGUGCGGCUCAGCCAUCAAAAAGGGGGGAACCUCCUGCCAACGACAAGGCACGGCAGCCAAAGACCGCCUCCUUAACCAAGCGCCGGCUUCCUGCAGCACCUUGCACAAGGAGCGGGCGGCACGUGAGGCCCCCACUGGACUACUGGAGGGGCGAGCACCUGAUCACGGACCCCAAGACGGGCAAGGUGCAUGUGACGGCCGGUGGGCACGACUACCUGCUGAGCCACACCAUCAUCACCCCGACCUGCAAAUAUCUGAGCGAGAUGGCGAAACCUGCUGAAGAUAUGACGGACACGUCUCUCACGAGGCCGAAACCAAGAAGCAUUAAGGCCCCGGCACGCCAGGUCAGCGAUCACGAUGGCACCACAAAGGGCUCCCACAAGCAUCAGCCGAUCGUACCAAAGCCAACAGCAAGAAGGUUGACUGAGGUCAAGUUGGCCUUGGAUGCACUGCUGCAAGACCUGAGCUCGGCCAACCAGACGGAGAGCCACACGGAGCAGACGGAGAGCCACACGGAGCAGACGGAGAGCCACACGGAGCAGACGGAGAGACACACGGAGCAGACGGAGAGCCACACGGAGCAGACGGAGAGCCACACGGAGCAGACGGAGAGCCACACGGAGCAGACGGAGAGCCACACGGAGCAGACGGAGAGCCACACGGAGCAGAUGGAGAGCCACACGGAGCAGACGGAGAGGGGUUCGCUGGGCGGUGCAGGGCCCACCAGUGGCGAGGUGGCCCGGAUGGACCAUAACAGAUUGAAACUUGUGCCAUAUAUAUCCCUCAAAAGAAUCAUCCUUCCAGACACACUGGGUGCGAUACAGAAUUUACCCAGUCCACCGGAUGCACAGACUCUGGAGUCUCCACAUCCUCGUGAGAACCAAGUUGCUCUCCAGCACAGCUCCAGGAAGCGUACGUUGACCUUCCAGGACCCCACGGAGCUCCUAACAGAGCUCCAGGAGUGCACAGAGGCAAUUGAUGAAGAAGAGUCAGCGAGCGAGAGCAUUGUGCGGAAGGCAAAGCGGCCCAGGAGGACGACCUCGGGCCCCACCGUGUCCACUGCCGCUACACCAACGAAGGAAGUGGGUGCCCAGAGUGAGCAGCAACGUGUGGAGUCAAAGAGGCACAGCCCGAGCAGACCAGCCUUGGAAAAGCCAUGCCAGAAACCUCGGAACCACGAGGCGACGGGGAAUGAGAGAGACCUGGGAUGGCCUCAGAGCAGCAGCUCUAGCAGCGACGAGUGCCUUUCUCGAAACAAGCGUCUCCGCACGCGGAGCGAGAGGGAAGCACUGCAUCUCAGCGCAGCCAAAAGGAGUGCUCUGGAGGCUGUCACCAAGGCAGCCAGGUUUCAGAAUCUACAGUUUUCGGAAUCUACAAAGACCGUGGGUGUGAAGCCAGGCAUGGUGAGCGCAUAUGGCACGGGCAGCAUUGGGGGCAAUCGUGCUGCUUGUGCGUGGCGUCCAUUACAGCUGCCCCUCAACAGUACAGAUUUACCCUUGAAUACGGCCACAGACUUCAUAUUUUCUGCAAUCACAGAGUCGGAGUACAACCGCCACCUCCGGUAUGCUGAGGGAGACCAUGACCUUUCUGACUGAGCAGUGGCACCGUUCUCCAAAUAUCAUCAAUGUGGCCUUAUUCAUUCAGCGUGUGCAACAUCCUUUGACCUGCUUUAGAUCAACAGGAGCCACCAGUGUUGGGCAAAAUUUUAGAUUCGCGGUUCAGACCAAGCCUCAAUUUUUAUU